AUGUUGCUGAUGAGACGCUGGUCCAGUCUGGGACCUCAAAAACAGCUGGAAUCUGGAACUGAGCCUAGAAAAUAGUCGAAGACAAAACCUGGGUAUUAGCUAACUGAGCUAAAAGGUUGCUUCUCACUAGGGUGUCAAGAAUAAUGCUGACUGAAGAUGGAUGCUCCUGAGUACUUGGAUUUGGAUGAGAUUGACUUCACUGAUGAUUCAGUGUAUUCUGUGACAUCCUUGAAGAACAUUCCAGAGCUGUCCAGAAGAAACGAUGGUCAGGGAGAAGAAAGACAAGCCCCAGCCAUCAACUGGAGCCGUGGUGUGUCGUCACAUAGUGGCGGUGGAAUCAAGCCGACCGGCAUCGCCGACGUCCACAGCAAAUUCCGGCCUGUGAAGAGGGUCUCGCCACUCAAACAUCAACCGGAGACCUCUGACAACGAGAGUGACAACGAGGCUCAGGCUCACAAUGGGGAAGGCAGCAGCAAAGAAGAAGCCUCAGACAAAACAGCUGCAGCCUGCGAAGGCCAGGGAUUUAAAGCCAAGAGCCUGGGAACCGGAGGAGCUCUUUUUGGGGAGCUGGAGCACUACGACCUGGACAUGGAUGAGAUACUGGACGUGCCUUACAUUAAAUCCAGCCAACAUGUCUCUACUCUUCCCAGAGUUCCCCAUGACAAAAGGACGGUGGGUGGCGGUGGCAACGCCAGUGACAGGUGCCAUGGCGUUAAGACCUCCACACUUACCCACCCUGAGAGCCUUGCAAGUGUCACCCAGUACUGUAUGCUUUCGCCCGUCAAAUGGUCUGAUAUGAGGAAGUUGAAAUCUCUGGACCCGGACAAUCACCGGCCACCCGCUGGGGGCUAUGACCACUCCACACCAGGAUCACUUAGCAGUUCCUCUGCCUCAGACAUGGAUAAACUUUUAGCCAACAGGGCCUACCCAGAGACACAGGCACACAAGACAGGGGCUGACACCCCUGGGAGCAGCCAGGCUUUGAUGUUCCCCCUCCAGGGCUGUGCUGGGUCUAGGCAGGACAGCAGUAAGACCUGGAACGGUACAAGACUGCACGGAGAGUGUGAUGACGAGACCAAGAAAUCCCAGAACAUCAUCAAUAUCAUCCGAGAGGGGCAGAUCUCUCUGUUGCCUCACCUGGCCGCUGAUAACCUGGAGCUGAUCCAGGACGAGGAGGGGAACAACCUGCUCCACAUCUCUGCGUCCCAGGGCCACGCUGACUGCCUGCAGCACCUCACCUCCCUCAUGGGAGAGGACUGCCUCAACGAGCGCAACAACCACCAGCUUACACCUGCUGGGCUCGGGGUGAAGAAUGGCCAUUUGGAGUGUGUGCGCUGGAUGGUGAGUGAGACGGAGGCCAUCGCCGAGCUAAGCUGUAGCCGAGAGCACCCCAGUCUCAUCCACUACGCAGCCCGCUACGGACAGGAAAAGGUUCUGCUGUGGCUGCUCCAAUUCAUGCAAGAGCAAGCCAUUUCUCUGGACGAAGUGGACCAGUACGGAAACAGUGCAGUGCAUGUAGCUGCUCAGUACGGCCAUCUCACUUGCAUUCAGACCCUGGUGGAGUACGGCUCCAACGUCACCGUGCAGAACCAGGGCGGCGAGAGGCCUUCCCAGAGCGCCGAACGGCAGGGCCACACCACCUGCGCCCGCUACCUGGUGGUGGUGGAGACGUGCAUGUCGCUGGCCUCCCAGGUGGUCAAGCUCACCAAGCAGCUCAACGAACAAGCAACAAAGACGAAUGCUCUACAGAAUCAAGUUCAGCUACACCUGGAUCCCUUAAAAGCAGAGGGAACUUUGCCACGAUCGCCCAGCUCCCAUGUCCCGUCUGUGGAGGCGUGGCCUGAGAUGACCCUGACCGCAGAGGGGACCCCCGGGGAUGGCCACUGGAUCCUGAGGCAGAGGAGCGUCGACUCAGACACUGUCCUGCGCCAACUACUGGGUAAAGACAUCUCAGACAAGGUGUGCACCAAGGAGAAGCUGUCCCUGGAGUUCCAGGAGGGCUCCAAAGCGGGGCCUCCUAGUCUGAACGGGGCCAACCCUGGGCCCCUGCGCAGGAUGGGGGUGGUGGAAAGACGGGAGCUGAAGCUGGCCAGACUCAAGCAGAUCAUGCAGCGCUCUCUCAGCGAGUCUGACUCGGACACCUACCCCCCUGAAGAGGCCAAACAUGGCCCCCCCCCAGGGGUGCGCCUAGAGAGACCCAGCCACCUGCCCAUUGCAGAGAGCGAGGAACCUGUCGGCAGCCUGCAUCUGGGCAUGAAGAAGCACACCUCGACCACCGAGCACAAGUCAGCUUUCGCCCUCAGCACCUCCAAGUCCAUGGAUGGAUACCCCUCGCCCACAUCGGACAAAAGCGAGCUUGACGCUGACGGGAAACCGGAGGCCGGUGGAGAUUUCCCCGACUACAACAAUGGACAAAAGAUCACGACGAGCCCCAAAAGUGCACUCAAAUCGCCUACCUCUCGAAGGAAGACCUCCCAGAACCUGAAACUGAGGGUGACCUUUGAUGAGCAGGUGGUUCACAAGACGGGGCCACCAGAGAGUGAGCCGCCCAAGGGUGCCCACAGUAAAGAAGGAGCCGGAGGUAGGACUCCCACAGGGUCUGAGACGGUGAAGCGCCCGUUCGGGACAUUCCGCUCCCUAAUGGAAUCACUGAGUGGAAAUCAGAACAGCAACAAUAAUAAUGUCCAAACCUCUCCCUCUGUCAAACAGUCAAGCUGUGGUGUGUCCCAGGGCUCGCCUGGCAGGAAAACUGAGGUUAAAACCAGUCCAUGUGGGCACUCCAAGGGCAAGAGCAAAGCUAGUGCUGUUUAGGGGCCUUUUUUUUUUUUUUUUAAAGGACACAAUAAAAAGCAUUGUACUUUCUCUCACAGUAUUUGAUCAACUUGACAAUUUAUCUGUAACUGAAGUGUCCUCUGAAGUAUCCAAUACAAUUGUAUUAGAGUAUGUAUACUUAUGCACACACAGUUAUACCAUUGGAAAAACAACCUGUGGUUUUUCUCAUGCACUUAAUGUGCACUAGCACAAAGCAUAUACACUGAAUUAAAAAUAUAAACGCAGCAUGCAACAAUUUCAAAGAUUUUACUGAGUUACUGUUCUUAUAAGGAAAUCACUCAAUUGAAAUGAAUUCAUUUGGCACUAAUCUAUGAAUUUCACAUGACUGGGAAUAGAGCUAUGCAUCUGUUGGUCACGGAUACCUUAAAAAAAAGGGUAGGGGCGUGGAUCUGGUUUAACCACAAUUUGCCUCAUGCAGUGUGACAUCUCCUUCACAUAGAGUUGCUCAGGCAGUUGAUUGUAGCCUGUGGAAUGUUGUCCAACUCCUCUUCAAUGGCUGUGCUAAGUUGCUGGAAAUUGGCGGGACAUGGAACAUGCUGUCGAUCCAGUGCAUCCGAAACAUGCUAAAUGAGUGACAUGUCUGGUGAGUAUGCAGACUAUGGAAGAACUGGGACAGCUUCCAGGAAUUGUGUACAGAUCCUUGCGACAUGGGGCUGUUCAUUAUCAUGCUGAAACAUGAGGUGAUGGCAGUGGAUGAAUGGCACGACAAUGGGCCUUUUUGUGCAUGUGGAACAUUUCUGGGAUCUUUUAUUUCAGCUGAUGAAACAUGAGACCAACACUACAUUUUGCGUUUAUAUUUUAGUUCAGUGUAUUUGCAACCACUGUAUAUAUUUAAAGCUUCCUUCACAUCACUUCUAGUCAUUCGUAGUUUCAUUAUCUAUGCAGUGGUUGGUUAUUGCCAAUAUUUGAGUUCCUGUCUGUAUCAGUGACAUGUAUUGAUGAGAGGUUUGAAUGCAGUGAUUCAAUAUAACCACACUUCGAGAAUGAGGACACGUGUCCUUUUCUAAUUAUGAUAGCAUUGUUAGGGCUCUGGUGGAAUAUAAAUGGUUGAUCAUGUUUUUUGUUCUUAUCUUUGGUGUAACACAUAUUUGACAAAAUGUCAAACGAUGAAUUUGACACUUCCUUCAGUACAAAUGCAAUAGUUGCUCUAGUCUAUGUGCGGUGUUAAACCUAAAGUGUAUUUUACAUUUUGUAAAAGAGUUGUUAGGUUUUGUAUGCACAAAGACGGAAUUAACCAAAUGUUGAUGAUGCUUUGCACCCUCCCACUAGUUACGACAAACUCCGAGCUGAAAUAAACCAUUACUUGUCUUCUGUC
Molecule: messenger RNA, 4147 nt
Organism: Oncorhynchus kisutch (coho salmon)
Lineage: Eukaryota; Metazoa; Chordata; Actinopteri; Salmoniformes; Salmonidae
Gene: sncaip
Product: synuclein, alpha interacting protein
Exons: 10
Coding region: 157-2811 (884 amino acids)
Molecular function (GO): ubiquitin protein ligase binding
Source: RefSeq, a predicted model, not a curated record